This is a messenger RNA of Pieris rapae (cabbage white), 5850 nucleotides long. RefSeq names its product ATP-binding cassette subfamily C member 4-like. Gene Ontology annotation, cellular component: membrane. The record is from RefSeq and is a predicted model, not a curated record. The coding region runs from base 340 to 4662 and encodes 1440 amino acids. Lineage: Eukaryota; Metazoa; Arthropoda; Insecta; Lepidoptera; Pieridae. Gene Ontology annotation, molecular function: ABC-type transporter activity; chloride channel activity; ATP binding. The transcript is spliced from 28 exons. Gene Ontology annotation, biological process: transmembrane transport; monoatomic ion transport.
AAGCGCGUGGGAACGCUUGUGUGAGUGAUGUAGUGCCGGUGUAAUUACUGUGAAAAUAUUGGAUAAAGUCGUAAUUUUUUAAUAUCGAGUAAUUAUUUGAUGUACAAUUGUGUUUACACAUAAGUGGUUAAAAUUUAUAUAUAAAUUUUACUAUAAUACUUAUAAGUAUUUAAAAAUAAUAGUGGUUGUGAGGGUAAAUAAAAAAAAGGACUUUCUAGGGAUUUCGUUCUGUAAAAAUUGUUUACCUGCUUUUGCUUGACAAAGCUGCCAAAAAGUUAUGAAAUCUACUACAUAAAACGUACAAUUACUAUCAUCACUCUCCACAUUUAAUUUGAAAUAAUGGAGUCUCCAAAGAAGAAAGGAAGGCCACCUCAUCCUCGGUCUAAAACGAAUCCCCUAUCUGCCCUUACAUUUGCAUGGACCCUACCAAUCUUCUGGGGUGGUCUGAAGAAGGAGAUGAAUGAAAAUGAUCUGUAUGAGCCACUAGAAGAACAUGCAUCAGGUCCUCUGGGUGACAAGUUUGCUCGUCUAUGGGAAGAGGAAGUGGCCAGUGCUGGUGGGAAGAGAACACCCAGCCUUCUCAGAGUUAUCUUAAAAGCCUACGCUGCAAGAUGUAUGCUCUAUGGAUUCGUUCUGAUGUUUAUGGAGUGUGGAAUACGUAUUCAACAACCGAGACUGCUUGGCAUAUUCAUCGGUCACUUCAGUCGGGAGAGUGAAAUGUUUAUGCACAAACGACUUUUGGAACUGCGUAAUCAAGUUGUGAGAGCGAGAGAUACUCCUAAUAUUACUAUAGCACAGCCCGUUUUUCUUGGGAAACUGGUGGAGUUCUACAGUCCAGAUCAGAAGACCAUGAAGCCGAAGGAGGCGUAUUUGUACGCUGGUGGUGUGGUCAUCUGCUCCGCAUUGAAUGUGUUUGUGGUGCAUCCGUAUAUGAUGGCCAUACUCCAUAUGGGAAUGAAGUUCAGGGUGGCCUGCUGCUCGCUUAUAUAUAGAAAGUCUCUCCGGCUGUCGAAGACUGCUCUCGGCGAGACCACUGUGGGUCAGGUGGUGAAUCUCCUCUCAAACGACGUGAACAGAUUCGAUGUGGCCAUCAUCUUCCUGCAUUAUCUAUGGAUUGGACCCUUGGCUACUGUCAUUGUCACUUACUUUAUGUGGCUAGAGAUUAACUGGGCCGCUAUUGUUGGAGUUGGAUUUAUGCUGGCGUUUAUACCACUUCAAGCAUACCUGGGCAAAAGGACAUCCGUACUCCGACUGAAGACAGCCCUUCGUACAGAUGAGAGAGUUCGUCUGAUGAACGAAAUCCUUUCUGGUAUACAGGUCAUAAAGAUGUAUACUUGGGAGAAGCCGUUUGCUGAUUUGGUGGCGAAGGCCAGGAAGCAAGAAAUAAAGCAGAUAAAAGCCACAUCAUACAUCCGAGGAGUGUUGACGUCUUUCAUCAUGUUCACAACCAGGAUUUGUCUGUUCUUCUCUAUCCUGGCGUUUGUUUUGGAGAAUAAUGUUAUCAGCGCCAAGCAAGUGUUCGUCGUCACCAGUUUCUACAAUAUCCUGAGACAGACCAUGACUGUCUUCUUCCCACAAGGUAUCGCACAAGUCGCCGAAGCGACGAUAUCCAUAAAACGUCUUCAGAACUUUAUGCUAUAUGAAGAUACGAGUAAGCCUGUGCCGGGGUUGGCAGAAAUACAGACAUCCAAAAAGAAGGAGGGCCAAGUACGGGAUUCGACAGCCUCAUCAGUUAAAGGCGACUUGGAUAAGGAAAAGGAAACAUCGAAGCAGUCUCUGGAGUCGCCGUUAGUCCCCAAGAAGCAUGAUGAUAAAGGAAACGGUAACUUAGAAGCACCGCUGGAAUCUGGUGAAGAGGAUACAGAGGAACUGGCUACCAGGGUGGAAGAGGAUGCGAGAGGUGUCCGACUCAAACAUGCCACUGCCAAGUGGAUAGUAUCGCACGCAGAGAACACACUGACCGACAUGUCUCUCACUAUUAAACCCGGAAAGUUAAUUGCGGUCAUAGGCCCAGUGGGUGCUGGCAAAUCUUCGCUCUUACAUGUCCUACUCCGGGAGCUGCCUUUAGUCUCAGGUUCGGUGCACGUCGGUGGCACGGUGUCUUACGCGAGCCAGGAACCGUGGCUAUUUGCGGGUAGUGUACGUCAGAACAUCCUUUUCGGCCAAGCAAUGGACCGGCCGAGGUACAACGCGGUUGUCAGGAGAUGUGCGUUGGACAGAGAUUUUACGUUAUUCCCGCAUGGAGACAAAACCGUAGUUGGAGAACGGGGUGUCAGUUUGAGUGGGGGCCAACGUGCGCGUAUUUCCCUCGCACGUGCGGUUUACAAACGUGCUGACAUCUACCUAUUGGAUGACCCACUGUCAGCCGUGGAUGCUCACGUGGGCAGGCAUUUGUUCGAGUCCUGUGUUGUGGGCUACUUGAGGAACACGACCCGGGUGCUGGUUACUCAUCAGCUGCAGUUUCUGAGAGAUGUUGAUCAGAUUAUUAUAUUAAAGAACGGUGCCAUAGCAGCGGCGGGAGAUUUUGAAACAUUGAGCGCAUCUGGUCUUGACUUCGCCACUCUACUGGCGAGGGAUGAUCAGGAAGACGAAAAGCCGGCUCCAGAAGACAAAUCUAACGUUGAAGAGGAAUCCAUUCUGCAAGGAAGCUUCAGGAAACGGCAGAUGAGCAUACAUUCGGUAAGUUCAGUGGAUAAUCUCACAGCCACAGCUCCACCGGAAGGUGGAAGGGAAGAAGCGGAGAUGAGGUCGGCUGGUGCGGUGUCUAGCAAAGUAUACGGCGCGUACUUGCGGGCGAGCGGGAAUCCCUUGCUGGUGACUUUGAUGGUGAUGGUAGCUGUGCUGGCACAGUUGCUGGGAUCCAGCUCAGAUUGGUGGACGAGUUAUUGGGUCAAUCAAGAAGAGGAGCAUCCUCUAACGACACUUCGCACGUUCGAUUCGAACGAAACGGGUCCGCUCCAACUUACGUCGAAUUUUACGGACGCGCUCGUUAAUAACGCGGAAUUCCAAUCCGGCCUCACGAGAUAUGAUUGCAUUUAUAUUUAUUCCGCUAUGAUAAUAGCCCUAGUGGUUGUAUCACUACUCCGGUCUUUUCUGUUCUUCUCGAUGGCUAUGCGUGCGUCGACGCGCCUUCACAAUAAAAUGUUUUCGUCAAUCACACGUGCGCCAAUGCGGUUUUUCCAUACGAACCCAUCUGGGCGUAUUUUAAAUCGAUUCUCAAAGGAUAUGGGAGCCGUCGAUGAAGUGCUGCCAUCUGCCUUGUUGGAUGUUCUGCAGAUUGGCCUGUCGCUCGUCGGUAUAGUGGUGGUCGUUGCGACGGUGAACUACUGGCUGCUAUUACCGACGCUGGCCAUCGGCUUCGUCUUCUACGGACUUCGAAUAUUCUACAUCGCAACGUCUCGUAGUAUCAAGCGCCUGGAGGGUGUAACUCGCAGUCCCGUGUUCUCACACCUCAACGCCUCCCUUCAAGGGAUUACUACGAUACGAGCCUUCGGCGCUCAAGAGACACUUAUCAAGGAGUUUGACAAUCACCAAGACUUGCAUAGUUCCGCGUGGUAUAUGUUUAUCGCAAGUUCCCGUGCGUUUGGAUUCUGGUUGGACCUGGUCUGCGUGGUGUACAUCGCAGUAGUUACCAUGAGUUUCCUCGUUUUUGGACAAGAGAAAUAUGGAGGCAACGUGGGUUUGGCGAUAACCCAAGCGAUGGGCCUCACUGGUAUGUUCCAAUGGGGAAUGAGGCAGUCAACAGAACUCGAGAACCAGAUGACUAGUGUGGAGAGGAUAGAGGAAUACUCAAACAUAGAGCCUGAACCACCAUUGGAAUCGGAGCAGAGCAAAAAGCCGCCCCCAUCUUGGCCUGAUGCUGGUCGUUUGCAGUUCAAACACGUGUUCCUUUACUAUGCUCCGGGGGAAGGGGCGGUUCUGAAGGAUCUCACCAUGGAAAUUCUUCCCCGCGAGAAAGUGGGAAUUGUCGGCAGAACUGGAGCCGGGAAGAGUUCUCUUAUAAACGCGUUGUUCAGGCUAGCAACAAUAGAAGGCGAAAUAAUCAUAGACGGUCGUGAAACAGCAUCUCUAGGCCUUCAUGAGCUUCGAAGUCAGAUCUCCAUCAUCCCACAGGAACCAGUUCUCUUCUCGGGGACUAUGAGGCACAAUUUGGAUCCAUUUGAUGAAUACCCCGAUCAAGUGCUCUGGAGAGCUCUGGAAGAGGUGGAGUUAAAAGAAGCGGUGAUGGAGCUGCCAGCCGGUCUGAGCUCUCGUAUGUCCGAGGGCGGUGGAAACUUCUCAGUGGGCCAGAGGCAGUUGGUUUGCCUCGCUCGAGCCAUCGUCAGGCGGAACAGGUUGCUCGUUCUGGAUGAGGCCACGGCGAAUGUGGAUCCGCAAACCGAUGCCCUCAUUCAAACAACGAUUCGCAACAAAUUUGCUGACUGUACAGUACUCACAAUCGCUCACAGAUUACACACUGUCAUGGAUUCGGAUAAAGUUUUAGUUAUGGACGCCGGCCAAAUGGUGGAGUUUGACCACCCACACAUGUUACUGCAGAAACCGAGUGGCUUUUUACGAGCUAUGGUGGACCAGACUGGCCGAUCCAUGGCCGAAAUCCUAGCUAAAGUCGCGUUACAGGCGUACAACAAAAAGUACCCGCAAACUUCAGAAGUCACCGAAUGAAUGUUCCUACUUAGCGAUUAAUACUUAAUUCUCCCGCGAUGGGUUUUCUCUAAGUGAGAUUUUUAAUUUAUUUGCAUGCAUUUCAUUAAAACGACCUCCAAUUUUUACGCUUACUCUGUAAUCUAUACCAAUCUAAAAAUACAUUUUCUGUGAUGGUUUCAAAUGCGAUCCCAAAAAUCUUGGGCUCUGCAAGUAAAGGCAUGGACUACCUGCGCACCUGCCAAAACCUGAUAAUGCUAUUCGUAUAAUUCUCUUCAGACUCGUUUUUAUGAAAUCGCAUUUCUUAAGGAUAUUUAUAUUAUCCGGUAAAUGACUGCCGUAUCGGAAUUAUGAUUUAAAAGCUCAAAUUUGUAUGCCCUAGGCUUUGUACGGCCGUUUCUGGGUGCUAGUACGUACAGUACUUAAUUUUUAAGUAGUUAAAUUAUUCCGGAUCGAAGGACCUCAAGUACGGGUACCGUCAAAUUUGGUGACAUUAGUUUUGACAGUUGACAUCUGUCGUAUGUCGCGUUCAUUAAAUCUAGGCCGCUUGGUGGUUUUUGCCUGUUUUAUCAAUAGGUUAAACAAAUUAUUCUCAGAAUGUUUACAGCUAAUAUAAUUUAAAUGUUUCAAUUUAUAUAUUUUGUUAUUUAAGCUUUGUUAUAUGUUAAAUAUAACGUUCGACAAUUGUUAUAUAAUUUUCUAUAUUUAUUUAAAUGAUUAUUUUGGAAUGGUCAGAAUCUGUUGGACACAUGAACCCAGAAGUAAAAGGCAGCGACAUUUAUGUAAUAUAUAAUAUAGCUGAAAACACGUCAACCACUUUUGGCAGCUUACACAUAGUUUUUGUUUAAUCAUAUUAAUAAAACAGGCAUUCCCACAAAUGCCAACCAAAUACUGUAUGGGUAAAAUUCAGACUCAGAGUCGAGACUAAACUAAUGACUCCCUUAUAUUAAAAUCCAACCCAUUAAAAUUGUAAUUCUCGAUGUAUUUUGCCCAUAUUUAUUUGUGUGUAGCAAUCUGUGUCAUUUAAUUUGACGUGAUCUGUAUGUAAUACUUAAAUGGUUACCAAUUUACUUAAAUCAGGUACUUUUAUGUGUGUUUUCUCGAAUAUUGAAAUUUGUGUGAUUUGUAAUGAACAGUGCCUGCUAAUUAUAAUGAAUCUAUUUUAUAAUGAUCUUGUUUGUUGAAUGUUAAUUAAAUAUAUUUGCAAUU